CUAUAAUGAAAGGCUACUGGCAGAUAAAAGUAAAGAGGAACAGGCCCUGAGGAGACAUUAUUAUGAAGACAUUGGAAAUGGUGAUUUUGGACCAGGUUGGAAAAUAGUUUUUGAUAAUUUUGAUAUGUAUCAAAGAGUUCACGAUAUGACUGAAGAUAAUCAAAACAAAGAUAUUCAUUGGGUGAAUCAUGUCAAAGUUUCAAACAGAGUUUCUGGGAAUGAGUUACCAGAUGAUAAACCAAUCAAGAAUUGUCUUUCUGAUCUUGACAACUGUAAAGUUGCACCAUCUGCAAUAGAACAUAUCUGUCAACGUGCAAACUAUGUAAAUCUUGUUUCAAGG
Paramuricea clavata is the source of this 340-nucleotide messenger RNA. Lineage: Eukaryota; Metazoa; Cnidaria; Anthozoa; Malacalcyonacea; Plexauridae. The record is from the annotation of a GenBank genome assembly.